Gracilinanus agilis (Agile Gracile Mouse Opossum) is the source of this 1963-nucleotide messenger RNA. It is a transcript of the gene DCTN4, whose product is annotated as dynactin subunit 4. The coding region runs from base 1 to 1404 and encodes 467 amino acids. The record is from RefSeq and is a predicted model, not a curated record. NCBI's taxonomy places the organism in Eukaryota, Metazoa, Chordata, Mammalia, Didelphimorphia, Didelphidae. Gene Ontology annotation, cellular component: dynactin complex. The transcript is spliced from 14 exons.
AUGGCGUCGCUGCUGCAAUCGGAGCGAGUUCUGUACCUGGUCCAAGGAGAGAAAAAGGUUCGGGCUCCGCUCUCGCAACUGUACUUCUGCCGCUACUGCAGCGAGUUGAGAUCGCUGGAAUGCGUCUCACACGAGGUGGACUCCCAUUAUUGUCCCAGUUGCUUGGAGAAUAUGCCAUCAGCUGAAGCCAAACUUAAAAAAAACAGGUGUGCUAACUGUUUUGACUGUCCUGGCUGCAUGCACACCCUUUCUACUCGGGCUACAAGCAUUCCCACACAGCUUCCUGAUGAUCCAGCCAAGACCACCAUGAAGAAAGCCUAUUACCUGGCCUGUGGGUUUUGUCGUUGGACAUCUAGAGAUGUGGGAAUGGCAGAUAAGUCUGUUGCCAGUGGUGGGUGGCAAGAACCUGAAAAUCCUCAUACACAAAGGAUGAACAAACUGGUUGAGUAUUAUCAGCAACUGGCCCAGAAGGAGAAAGUGGAACGAGAUCGUAAAAAGCUGGCCCGGCGUCGAAACUACAUGCCUCUGGCAUUUUCGCAACACACUAUUCAUGUAGUGGACAAAUAUGGUCUUGGAACCAGACUUCAGAGACCACGAGCUGGAGCUCCCAUCAGUACUCUGGCAGGACUUUCCCUUAAGGAAGGAGAAGACCAAAAAGAGAUCAAGAUUGAGCCAGCACAAGCUGUGGAAGAAGUGGAACCUCUUCCUGAGGACUACUAUACAAGACCAGUAAAUCUCACAGAGGUGACUACCGUGCAUCAGCGCCUCUUGCAGCCUGACUUCCAGCCAAUCUGUGCUUCACAGCUCUAUCCUCGACAUAAGCAUCUGCUGAUCAAACGAUCCCUGCGCUGUCGAAAAUGUGAGCAUAAUUUGAGUAAACCAGAGUUCAAUCCAACAUCUAUCAAAUUUAAAAUUCAACUUGUUGCUGUCAAUUAUAUCCCAGAAGUCAGAAUCAUGUCAAUCCCCAACCUACGCUACAUGAAGGAGAGCCAGGUCCUGCUGACUCUUACAAACCCAGUGGAGAACCUUACCCAUGUGACACUACUGGAAUGUGAAGAGGGAGACCCUGAUAACAUCAAUAGUACUGCAAAGGUGGUUGUACCUCCCAAGGAGCUCGUUCUAGCUGGCAAGGAUGCAGCAGCAGAAUAUGAUGAAUUGGCAGAGCCUCAGGAUUUUCAGGAUGACCCUGACAUCAUAGCCUUCAGAAAAGCCAACAAAGUGGGCAUUUUCAUCAAAGUCACCCCACAACGUGAAGAAGGUGAAGUGACCGUAUGUUUUAAAAUGAAGCAUGAAUUUAAAAACCUAGCAGCACCAAUUCGCCCUAUUGAGGAAGGUGAUCAGGGCUCUGAAGUCAUCUGGCUCACCCAGCAUGUGGAGCUCAGUCUUGGCCCACUUCUCCCAUGAUGGAUCCUAAUGAUGAGCAAACCUCAAAAGACAGCAUGGAAAUUCUUGCACCACAAUGGACCAUCUGGAAAUGCUGAAAUCACUGAAGCCACAACUUCAUUAGACCUCAUUUAUGCUAUACACAUACAUUUACCGAUUUCUGUCAGGGGAGUGGUUAACAUGGACAAGGAACAAGAAAUGCUGAAUAACUGCUGUUCUUUCUCCCAUUGCUUAAAUAUUCGCUAUGUAAAUCUUUGACUGCUUCACAACCCUUGUACACUUUGAACUCCAGCUCUAUUUGAGCACAGAGAAAGGUAGCCAGUCUAAGCCCAUUACUGCAUCUUGCUGAAGUGGCAUCAGCUUCACAGCUCCCAAAAUGCUGCUUGUUCUAUCUCCAAUCCAGUCUGAUGGAUACAAUUCAGAAUCUUACAGAGGAAGCUUUAAGCAGUACUCAGAAAGGGGCCUGCUGUUAUUUGGCAAAUAUUUAGAAAUAGAACACUGUUAAUGUAGCAGCUGUUCUAUGCAUUCCACCGGAAAUUUUUUCAGCAGUCUAAAUAGAUUCCUCCAUUUUCCUUAGCAU